CGGUGUGCCAGCUCACACCUACGCUCCACACACACUCUGGGGGCAGAAUAUCUCUCUCCCUGCUCCUCAUCUACACCGUUGACGCCUUAAGAAAACCCGGACCACCCAAGGGCUCGGGAGAGUGCACGCUGGGAGGCCUGGGUGGGUGAACGCGCCGAAGGAUGGCCGUGUUUUGGAAAGCAGCGGCAGGUGGACUGCUCCUCGCUGUGAUCUUACUGCCGUGGAGAGCCGAGGGCCAGGGGAACGGGCGGGAUAAGAAGGAAGUCUCCGGCGACUCCACCGUCCACCUGGGUCAGCACAGAGAGCCGUGGAGGCCGCUGAUGCACACACGGGUCAACCUCACCGAGAUCAGGAGUAUCAAGUCUUCCUUCCAGUUCCGGACGUUUGACCCUGAAGGUGUAGUUUUCUACGGAGACACCAAAAAUGGAGCGGACUGGUUUGUUUUAUCCCUUAAAGAUGGAUUCCCCCUGAUGCAGAUCCGCAAAGAAGAUGUGCUUGUCAGUGUGGCGGGUGGGCCCAAGCUCAACGACGGGAAAUGGCACACUCUGGAAGUGAGCAACCAGGGGAAGUUUGUGACCCUGGAGGUGGACGGCUCACCAGGGCUGGUGGUGGGGAUGCAGUCCAACCAGAUGGAGGAGGUGCUUUAUGGACAACUACGCCUGGCCCUGGGUGGGAUCCUGAUCCACACAGACCAGAUGAUUGUUCAGUUUGAGCCGCAGAUGGACGGCUGCGUGAGGGGAGGGAGCUGGCUGAACCUCAGCGUCCCCUGGGAGGCGGCAGCAGAGGUGUUGUGGCCCUGCUAUCAAAACAUUAAACCUGGCAGCUUCUUCCCCGGCACUGGAUUUGCCAUUUUCAACACCUCAGCGUUCGCAGUCAAGGAAGAUCUUGGAUUCAGGAUUGAAUUAUGGGGCGACUUCAGUCUGAUGGACGGAACCGUUCUGAGCAUCAAACCUUCAAAGGAAGAACUGAUGUUUACCGUCGUAGCCAAUAAUAACACAAAGGAGGUUGAACUCACUUUUAGGGAAGAAAAAAUUGUUGUGAAAAACACUUUCAACAGAGUGCUGAUUACCUUCCUGAAGGAUUUACUCAAAGUGCAUCAAGAUGAAGAUGAAUCAAAAACUAUUACGUUACCUGUCAGUCCAGCGAGCCACCCCGGUUACUUGGCAACAUGGACAGGCGGUCGUCUCGCCAUUGGAGGUCUGCUGGGUGACGGUGAAGAUAGUGUCGGCUCCCAUUUCUUGACAGGAUGUCUGGAGAAGAUCCAAGUCCAAGGAAGAGAUUUGGAUCUGGAUUUAGCUGUGAAACACAUGUCAGUUUCCUCUCACAGCUGCCCUGCAUAAACAACUAAGGCACACAAUCACCGUACACGGAUUGGAUGCUGGAAGUUGAUGCCUUUACUUCGCUGCCUGUGGGCCCGGGUGACAUAUCAAUACAAUGUUAAAACAUAGUAAACUGUAUGAGACACGUGUGUUUGGAGAGGUCAUUAAAUACGCCAAAAGAGCAAAAGCUGAGGAGACCAAAAAAUUGUUUCAUGCAUAAUAUAUUUUUCCAUCCAUCAGUCCACCAACGUUUAAACUACUCAAUGCAAAGUCAACUGAGAUCAUUGGAGCAAUUAACCUCAGAAAUAUGCAUAAAGGAGGACCAGGUUCAAGCCCCCGGAAUGGCAACCGAGAUGAACCAUCUUUGGCCUUUAACCCUAAUUGCUCCCCGGGCGAUAUAGUGUGUUUGUUCUCUCAGAUGUAAGUCGCUUUGGAUAAAAGCAUCUGCUAAAGUAGUAGUAGUAGUAAUAUAAUUCACUCCCAAAAUCAUAAUAUACUUAAAGGUAUAUAUUUAAGUCUCCCAAUGUGACAGAAUGUACAGAUUCACGUCAGACAUUGUAACCUUGAUAAAAACAAAUGCAAUGUUUCCAAUAACAAUUUGUUAUUGAUGAAAAUUGAUGAAUUGCUAAUGUAUUCUACUCUUAUUAAGGAAAGGCAAGUUUAUUUGUAUAGCACUAGGGCUGCAACUAACGAUUAUUUUAAU
This is a messenger RNA of Cololabis saira (Pacific saury), 2022 nucleotides long. It is a transcript of the gene shbg, whose product is annotated as sex hormone-binding globulin. Gene Ontology annotation, molecular function: steroid binding. The transcript is spliced from 8 exons. Lineage: Eukaryota; Metazoa; Chordata; Actinopteri; Beloniformes; Belonidae. Bases 162 to 1340 code for a protein of 392 amino acids. The record is from RefSeq and is a predicted model, not a curated record.